ACCUUAAAUGCAAUAUUCAUAAACCAAACCAAUGUCAAUAUAAACAAACCACAGUUUUCCAAAGGCAAUUUUUUGGCCUGCUUUUUUCAGAAUUAGUUCAAGGGUUUCAGCACUUUUUAAAACGUGGACUCUGUUUACUAAUUAGUGACUUUUGGUGGCCAGGGGGGCUAGCUUUGAGUUCAAGUCUUACCCCGAGCGCUGCGCUCCGAUACUGGUACACAGAUUCAGGCUCAAACAUUCAUUUUUUUUGUUGUUGUUCUAAAAAGACCCCAGAACACUCUAAUGUAGUUGAUGAAGUUGUUUUUUAUAUGCCUGUUGCCUCCCAUCCUUAGGCAUGUGGGCGCAAAGCUGCUUCGGGUCCUUCUGGCAGCAUGUGCAGUCAGAUGACUGAGGUCCUGUGUUAGCAGCUUCAGAUGGAAGGUUGUAAACUCUGAUAUCACCCAGCCUGUCCUCCUUCCCUCAGAGCUGCAUAACCUUGGUCAGGAUGUUUCUAGAACCUAAUCCUGUCAGAGCAGAAAUGCUCACAUUGUUAGCCAACUAUGUGACAAAGGACGAGAAGCAAGGAUGUUAUUUGUUUCUUUGUGCAAUUACAUACUUUAAAGUCAGAGGUGGUUUCUUUUCAGGUUCUUUUAUGGAAGGAGGCUGUCUCAGCCUCUUUCUUCUUUCUUCCUCCCCUCCCCGGCUGCCAGAGAUUGUUUGUUUAUGCUGAAGUCUGCUUGGAAAGGUUACAACAACAUCCAUAGGUUACCGUGGUCUUACAGAAGUGAGGUCAGAGUCCAGCUCAGGACAGGAGAGAGAAACACAUUUCAGACAUUCAGAUUCUGGCCUUCAGUUUCAGUUUGUCUUCAUUUAUGUCUAAAUUUGCAAACAGGAUUUUUGCUGCUUAGCUUAAUUCAUAGAAAGGAAAAUGCUUUCAGACCCUUUCAUGUGGUACUGGCAGAAGGAAAAGAGAGAGCCCUAUGUGAAAUUUAUGGAGGCCAAUUACCCACCUGGGUUCAGUUACGAAGACUUUGGGCCACUGUUCACAGCAGAAUUCUUUGAUCCCAACCAGUGGGCAGAUAUUCUGAAGGCUUCAGGUGCAAAAUAUGUUGUGUUAACUUCAAAGCAUCACGAAGGCUUUACUUUGUGGGGCUCCAAAUAUUCUUGGAACUGGAAUGCUGUUGAUGUGGGACCGAAACGAGAUCUUGUGGCUGAACUAGCAGCAUCAGUUAGAAACAGGACUGACUUGCAUUUUGGGUUGUAUCACUCCCUGUUUGAAUGGUUUAAUCCCCUCUUCCUUGAGGAUGCCACCAAUGUCUUUAAGACAAGCAAGUUUCCAACCAGUAAAUCAUUACCAGAACUCUAUGAAAUUGUGACCAGGUACCAACCAGAAAUAAUUUGGUCUGAUGGGGACGGAAAUGCACCAGAUACGUACUGGAACAGCACCAGUUUCUUGGCUUGGCUGUAUAAUGACAGCCCAGUCCGGGACAUGGUUGUGACCAAUGAUCGCUGGGGAGUUGGCAGCAUCUGUACACAUGGUGGCUUCUACACUUGUAGUGACCGGUAUAACCCCGGCCACCUCCUGCCUCACAAGUGGGAGAACUGUAUGACUAUUGACAAAAGGUCAUGGGGGUACAGGAGGAAUGCACAACUUGACGAUUACCUUGCAAUCGAGGACUUGGUGAAGCAACUUGUAGAAACAGUGUCUUGCGGAGGGAAUCUCCUGAUGAAUAUCGGGCCCACUCACGAUGGUCGCAUCACUGUUGUGUUUGAGGAACGCCUGAGGCAGAUGGGCGCCUGGCUGAAAGUCAAUGGAGAAGCCAUCUAUGGAACGAAACCGUGGAGAGCACAGAACGACACGGUCACACCGGCAGUAUGGUACACUUUCAGCCCUAAAGAGGACAAAGUCAAUGCUGUCUUCCUCAGCUGGCCAGUCUCUGGGACUCUGGAACUUGGUGAGCCACAGGCUAAGCUUGGAGAAACUCAGGUAAAGCUGAUGGGCUACAAGGAACUGCUGAAAUGGGUUGCACUGGGAGAAAAGGGAAUGGUGAUCGCUCUACCUCAACUAACGCCUCAGCAAUUGCCAUGUCAGUGGGGCUGGACUUUGCGACUGACUGCUGUCAGCUGAGCCACAGGCUGCUGGAGCCUUGGGUCGCAAGGGAGGCUGAUGUUUGCCCACUUUCUCAGCACUGGCUUCUAACUCUUGCACUCGCUUGGCUGAGAAACAUCAGCACUUCCACUUUCUUCUGAAAGGUGGGCUGUUAUUAAAGGAUGGAACAGAGUGAACCUCACAUGAAAGCUAGCACUUGAUAGUUGAAGCUCUGCAUAGAAUUUGUUUCUUUGAACUUGUGUGGAAAAACCAAGCAUCUACCUUGACCUCUCUCCUUUUUUUAGCCUGUUUCUUGCCAAGUUACCUGAAAAAUGGGCGGAGGUGGAAAACAGGCACUAACUUUCUCAUGACUUUAAAAAGAACAAAGCUGGGUGAAGCCAGCACUCAAACGUAUGGAAGUUAGAUUUCCUGCACUGAAGGUACACAGCUGAAUUCCACAAAGCUGUACAGUAAAAACUGUCAGUUUUAGAGAAAAACUUUCCAGUAGUGUACAGCAGCUGGCAUUUUCAGCUGAGUAGGGCAAGGUAUCUGCAAGAACAUUCCUCUCAGGGUUAGGAAUUCAUCAAACACAGGGAAGCAAUGCACAUAUACAUCUUCAUUUCUCAUCAUGAAAAUCAUUAACAACAGGAACAGGUAAAAUUAAUUCUGUCCAUUUUGGGGAUACAAGUAAAGUGUGAGGGUUUUUUUGCUGUUUUGUAUAAUUUCACAUGGUUAAACCUGACUCUUGUUUACAGCCCUUGUUUUUACAGUUACCAGGGUGCCUGCUAUGGACUAUUAAACAAAACACAUACUUCAGUGGCUAACUUUUUUUUUAAAAAAAAAGGCAAUCAGGGGUUGCUAGGGAUCCUCAACUUUGGCAGACAGACAACAGUUCAAGCUGAGGGUACAUCACAUCCAACUUGAAAAAUUCCCAAACUCAUCCUGCGUCAGGAGGCGUAGGGACGGACCUGCAGCGUGAAGUUUGCAAAGGGGGAGGUAGAGGACAACAAAAAGCAUGAGUGGUUUCAGUGUAGAGAUCAAAGGUUUAUUUUUCCUGAGUAAUGUUAAUAAGUGCAAAACUAUUACUGUAUAAGUUAACUUUAUCCUUUCAACUCUGUCAAGAUUAUAAGCGAUGGGCCAAAAGAGGUUAUUGCCGUUCCUGCUAGCAAUGUUAAUACACACACAAAUGUUACAUUAAAAUAUUUUAUUACAAUACAGACAGUUGGGCUCAAAAUUAAUACAAAUUAAGAUAAAAUAUUUACAAGAUAAUGUGUACAGCAUAGCUGUUUGAACAGCAUAAACGAGAGAACCUCUAAAAAUCCACAUUCCUUUAGUAUUAGGUAAGAGAGAGCACUCCCCCAGCUUGUUCAAGAGGAACACGCAUCAGUUGGCAAAGGCUUUCUGAAGAAGGAGGGACUCUUUGGAAUAACAUUUGUGAAGGUAAGGGAAACAAAAAAGUUUUCUUUUAUAAAAAGAAAAAUUUGGGAGAAGAAGAAAGAAGCCUUACUUCAACUCUGCUCCCUGGGCUAUUCUUGGAUCACCAUCAUAACUUUUUUCCAAAACUUACACACCCCAGGCAAACAAAUGGGUUUUUAGUAACUCGUCGUGAUAUGGCCACCAGAUGCCUUUCAGUAAAAAAUAAUCAAAUGAAUUAUGGAAGAGUUUAACUACUUUUUUUAAUAGAAAAGUCUUUACAUACAAUGAUUCUUUCAACAAGAGUAUUUUUAACAGGUGCUUGAAACAGAAUUGUAUUACAAGUAUGGGCUUGCUCUUACUUCCUUCAGAAUGUUCUUUCUGCUGGUCUGCUGCUCCUACACCAGUAUAAAAUUAACCCAAGGCUCAUCAGUAGUCACAAGGGAGUUGUUAUAAAUACCCGAUCUCUUCCUAUAAAUGUGCAGUUCAUUUCUCUAGUUGCUGAGGGGUACUAAAAGCUUCAUAAACAUUAGCAGCAAAAUCUUUCACUUGUUCCAUCAUCAACAGGUCCUG
Phalacrocorax carbo (great cormorant) is the source of this 4054-nucleotide messenger RNA. The record is from RefSeq and is a predicted model, not a curated record. NCBI's taxonomy places the organism in Eukaryota, Metazoa, Chordata, Aves, Suliformes, Phalacrocoracidae.